AUGGAUUCCGAAGUUUCGCUGGUCGGAGGGGUGCGCGCCUUGUAUGAACAAUGCGAUCCGGAAGGUCGCGGAUUUAUUACCCGGGAAGAUUUGAAUUGUCUUCAAGGACAGAUUCCUUUGGACAGUGCACAGCUGGACGAAGUGUUUGCCAUCUUGGAUAAGGAUCAACAGGGCCGCUUGACACUGGAUGCGUUUACCACAGGUUUUGGUGAGCCCGUGUAUACGCUUUAG
This is a messenger RNA of Echinostoma caproni, 231 nucleotides long. The record is from the annotation of a GenBank genome assembly. NCBI's taxonomy places the organism in Eukaryota, Metazoa, Platyhelminthes, Trematoda, Plagiorchiida, Echinostomatidae.